UUAAAGCGCGUCAGCGCCCGUUGCUUUCUGGGAAGAUGGCGGUGCCCUUGGUGCGUGGAGUGGCGAAGAAGGUGGCGCCGAUAUUUUUGUCUCAAUGGGGACUCCUAGGGAUCAGCACGUCAGCCGCUUGUUGUGUAAAGGGGGUCCCUUUAGGGAAGAUGCCCAAUGAGGACAUUGACACGAGUAACCUGGACUCCCUAGAGAAGUACCGCAGUUACCACCGAUACCUGAAGGCGGUCGAAGAGGAGAGCGAGAGGCCUCACUGGUGGAAAACAUACCGGGACUACAUCACUCGGGGAAAAGGGCACACGGACGCCGUGGACAUCGGCUUGCCCUUUUCUCGUGGUGCACGGGGCCGAGAGGUAAAGGAGAGGAGGAAAGUCCUGAAGGAGAACCACAGGAGCAGCGAGAUGGAGCGGGCAGCACGUCGGCGUACAUUGCACGUUCCCCUGCCUGACAUGAAAGCGGAAUGGGAGAAAACGAACGGCCGCUAUCACAUUCGAAGAAUAGCCGAACACUACGGCAUAUACAAAGACCUGCUCCAGGGUGCCCAUUUUCUGCCCCACGUGCCAAUAGAGAUCGAGUACAGUAGUGGGGAGGCGGUGGGCCGGGUGCCCGUGCAUCAUGGGAAUGUUGUCACUCCCACUGAGGCAUGUUCUCCUCCACGUGUGAAUUUUGAAGCAGAAGAAGGAUCGCUGUGGACGUUACUGUUGACUAAUCCCGAUGGCCAUCUCCAAGAUGACGAAUCUGAAUAUCUUCACUGGCUUGUUGGAAAUAUUCCUGGGAACGCAGUGCAGUCUGGAGAAGAAAUAUGUCACUACAUCCCACCAUUCCCUGCUAAAGGAACAGGGUACCAUCGGUUUAUCUUCAUCCUCUUCAAGCAGGACAACCGUAUUGACUUCAAGGAGGACAGCAGGCCCUCGCCGUGUCACAGCCUUCAGAUGCGCACAUUCCAGACUCUGGACUUCUACCGGCGACACCAGGACGCCAUGACGCCAGCGGGACUCGCAUUUUUCCAGUGUCUGUGGGAUGACUCUGUGACCAACACGUUUCAUCAGAUACUCCACAUGAAGGAACCCGUGUUUGAGUACCACCGGCCGCCAGUGUACCACCCUCCACAGAAGAAAUUCCCUCAGGGUCAGCCACUGAGGUAUCUGGACAGAUACAGGAACAGCAGCGAGCCCACCCACACCAUCUACUGAAGCAGAACUUUCUAAUUCGAAGAGGCAUGCCUUGACAAUCCUGUGGAUCUGGAUCAGAGGCAUAACUUCCAUUUUGAAUGUUUUUACAUUCAUAUUUAAUAAAAUUGCAACAUGAAAGAAAUACA
This is a messenger RNA of Polypterus senegalus (gray bichir), 1327 nucleotides long. It is a transcript of the gene mrpl38, whose product is annotated as mitochondrial ribosomal protein L38. The record is from RefSeq and is a predicted model, not a curated record. Gene Ontology annotation, cellular component: mitochondrial large ribosomal subunit. The transcript is spliced from 9 exons. Bases 36 to 1202 code for a protein of 388 amino acids. NCBI's taxonomy places the organism in Eukaryota, Metazoa, Chordata, Cladistia, Polypteriformes, Polypteridae.